AUGCCCUGGGUACAAGAAAACUACGAUGAGAUCCUGCGUCGAACCAGGAAACAACUUGGACCAGUUUUAAUUCCGGACAAUUUUAAAUCCUUCACAGUCGCUCACAACGGUCGGCGGGAAGGUUAUUCAAUUCGUCCAGUCAAAUUCAUUAAUCCCAACAAUCAUCCGACGGUAAAAGCAUAUCCACCAGGUUACGACAGCCCUGGUAGUUCCAAUCCCCCAAACACUCCACCCAUCACCAAGAGCCCGGGUGGUUCCAACCCCCCAAGGACUCCACCCAUCAUAAAUAGCCCAUCAUUAUCAGCAAGCAGACUAUCUCUAAAUGACGAUCAACAAUAUUAUGCUUUAAAUCCCACCACCCACGAUUGGGUAUUUGAUCGUUAUGACAACGAUGAUCUGUACGCAGACCCUAGCCCUAUGCGUUCUAGGGAGCAGUCUCCAGCACCCCGUUCUGGCGGCAGUUCACCCCAAGUUGCAAAUCAGUCCCCCGCCCGUCGCGAUACGGGGGACGAACGACGUAGUCGUUCCGCAUCGAAGGCAAGUUCUAGGGGAUCAGGUGACGGUGGUGCUUUUAUGGCAGAUGUUUUUGACUUCUCGGCGGCAUCAACGCAUACGCCACCUCGCUCAACUGAUGCGCCUCAGCCCGUCCCAGCCUCGCAUACCCAACAUAUAGGCCCCUCAAAGCAUACUACUGCAGGAAAGGCCUCUACUACUGCAGGAAAGGCCUCUACUACUGCAGGAAAGGCUCCUACUACUGCAGGAAAGGCUCCUACUACUGCAGGAAAGACUUCUGCAAGCCAGAAGACGGUUGCUGCGUCGAAGAGUCCAACCGGAAGUUCUGCAUCGAGUUCCAGCAUAAGGGAAGACAAGGGUAAGAAAUCUCUCAAAAGUACUGCAUCAAUCUCCGGCCAAAAGGAAGAUAAGGGUAAGAGACCUAAGAAGAAGUAA
This is a messenger RNA of Alternaria arborescens, 948 nucleotides long. RefSeq lists its product as hypothetical. The transcript has a single exon. Bases 1 to 948 code for a protein of 315 amino acids. NCBI's taxonomy places the organism in Eukaryota, Fungi, Ascomycota, Dothideomycetes, Pleosporales, Pleosporaceae. The record is from RefSeq and is a predicted model, not a curated record.